This is a messenger RNA of Clunio marinus, 1059 nucleotides long. The record is from the annotation of a GenBank genome assembly. NCBI's taxonomy places the organism in Eukaryota, Metazoa, Arthropoda, Insecta, Diptera, Chironomidae.
CCUUUGAGUUGUUUAAAGUUCAACGUGAGAAAAAAAAGUUGAUAAGAAUGAAAGUCAAGACGACAGUUUUUGGUUUUAUUUUGUUGUUCAACUUUACAUUUUCUGAGCAACUUAAUUGCAACUUUGAACUUCGAAACCGCGACUGGUAUUUUCCAAAUCAAACACUUCACCAAUGCAUUAUCGAACAUCAAAGCAUUGUUACUCGUGGAAUGACAAUCUCAAAGAAUUCAAGUCAGCAUGUUGAAGUGCUAAGAAUAGAACAUGAAAGUCUUCUUGUGAAGUUCAUUCCUGGCGGAAUUGCAGAUUCAUUUGAAAACAUCAAAGCAAUUCGAAUUUUAAAUACUUCGAUCGAUGAACUCUUCUCAGGCGACUUUAAAAAUCUUAAUGACUUGGAAUAUCUUUAUCUUGGCUUUAAUCAGAUUGACACCAUACACAAAAACGUUUUUCAAGAUCUACACAAAGUGAAUUAUCUUAAUUUGGAUAACAACAAGCUUUUGUAUAUCGGAUCAGAUUGGUUCAAGUGUCUAACGAACCUUAAUGAACUUUAUUUGCGUGGUAAUCAAAUUGAAAUGUUGAGUUCCAAAGCGUUUUACACGUUGUCGAAUCUGAAACUUCUGAAUGUCUUUGAUAAUAAAAUUUCUUUACUAGCGGAUGAAACAUUCGAUUCUCUAGUCAACUUGGAAGAAUUGAACGUGGGAAGCAAUAAACUUGAAAGUAUCGGAAAAGGAUUAUUGAAGAAUAACGAGAGACUUCAGAAGCUUUCGUUUUGCUACAACAAAUUAAAUUCAAUUCCUUCGGAAGCUUUCAAUGAGAUGAAAAAUCUCGUCGAAGUCGAUCUGGAGAAAAAUGAGUGCAUCAAUGAAUUUUAUAAUCAAAGCAGUUUAGAAACAAUGAAAGUCGAUUUGGGAAAGAAUUGUCUGCCAUUGAGUGAUCAUUUAAAUGAAUGUAGAUCAAGUGAAAAAGAUUUGAUUGAGAAGAUUAAAGCCAUUGAGAACAGUCACGUCUCAAAAGAAUGAAAAUGUUUUUGAGAAUGUAAAUAAAAGAGAUUUCUGACACAAC